Molecule: messenger RNA, 1042 nt
Organism: Papaver somniferum (opium poppy)
Lineage: Eukaryota; Viridiplantae; Streptophyta; Magnoliopsida; Ranunculales; Papaveraceae
Exons: 4
Coding region: 317-658 (113 amino acids)
Source: RefSeq, a predicted model, not a curated record
CCAAACUCCCUGAACUCAAAAACACAAAACUCUCUCAAACUCCCUACACUCUCUCAAACUCUCUCAAAAUCCCUGAGAUUUAAAAUACACUCAACUCCCCAGACAUCACUCGGGCACUAACCCCCUGUAAGAAAAUAAAGGCCUCUGUAUUCUCCUCCAUCGUGGGUUUAUCAAAGAUGAAACUUUCCCAUAUCCUUUGCCCACAAUUCUUCUGAUUUUUUAUUUUCAGUUUCUCAUAUCAUUAACCAUAUUCAAGUGAAGAAACCAUGGACAGAUCGAGCGACUAUUCAAGUGAAGAAACUGUGGACACAUCGAGAUGCGAAAUCACUUUAGGAAGAAGGCUAACGAAGAUACUAAUGAACAAAGGCAAAGGCAAGUGAUGAUCAUGACUUUGCUGGUUCCUAAGAAAUUUCAACAAGCUGGAGGAAAGACGGAAGUUGUAAGAUCCAAUGUAAAGACACCACACUGUGCUGGCAGAAAAGAAAUUCCAAGAGUUGAACACAAGAUGUGUAAUGAUGAACGCGAAGACGACGGCAAACAGAAGAGCAACAAUAAGAAUAGACAUACAGAAGAGAUGACAAAGCUAAAAGACCCGAGUUGUUCCAGUAAGCACCAACUAAACCAGCUAAGGAAACGAAGAGGAUUAGUAUUCCUAUGAAGAGAAUUGGCCACCGGAAUAGACCUAUGCAUUCGUUGUCUGGUUUUGAUGAUAACCAAAUUCCUGAACCGAUUAUGGGUAUUGAGCAGAGUAAGGCUAUGAAGUUUAGAAGUGAUGUUAUGUUGUUUCUUAGUGCCAUUGGGGAUCUAAGUUGUGAUGGUGGUUGUGGUUGUGGAUGUGGUUUUGAGAGAUUUUUGAGUCUUGAGACUUUGUUUCGGUGAAAGGGUUAAAAGCGUUGGUUACUCAAUUGUGAUGGUGGUUGUGGUUGUGGAGUAGUAAUCCACUGUGGAUGGAGAAAAUGAGUGAAGUUUCUUUUCCGAUUGAAAACUUAUGGAAAGUUCUCAUUAAAGAAUAUGGAGAAUGGAGUUGAGUUUGUUACUGUAA